AUGGAGUUUCUUGCGUGGGCAUUUCUUGCCCUUGCGCCCUGCUUUGUUGAUUCUACCGCCAUCGGAUAUUCGAAUUCAACACCUUCAACGGUCACGAGUUCUUCACUAAGUUUUGGACCUCACUACGCCGUACUGAAUCUGGAUCUGAUCAAUGCUUUCGUGGGAAGUAUCAACGCAACCUCACAGGGACAAGCAUUCAUCAAGAACACUGCGAAAUGGAUUGACGCCACCAUUUCAGAUCUUGGGAACAUAACAGAGUCUGACGUGGAAUCACAUCUCUACCAAGCCUUUAAGCCAUUAUCUGAUUACGACGUUGUUUUGCAAAAAACACGGUACUAUGCGGGGGCAGAAAACACAUUAGUUCAAAUCCUGCGCAAUCACAAAAUUAACACGGUUGUCUUGUCGGGCCUUCGAACGUCUGGUGUCGUGCUCACCACAGCCCAACGCCUUUUUGAUCUUGACUUCAAUGUAUACGUCAUUGCAAACAACACAAUUGAGAUGGGAAGUGACGCUGCAAUGAUCUAUGAUGCAAUCUUACAGGGAAUUCUUCCAAAGAUGCCACUAAAUGUCAUUACAGUGGAGCAGGCAAUCGAUGCCCUGUCGCGGUCAAAGGUGGCAUAUUAA
Messenger RNA from Penicillium longicatenatum, 624 nucleotides. RefSeq names its product cysteine hydrolase family protein. The transcript is spliced from 4 exons. Lineage: Eukaryota; Fungi; Ascomycota; Eurotiomycetes; Eurotiales; Aspergillaceae. The record is from RefSeq and is a predicted model, not a curated record. Bases 1 to 624 code for a protein of 207 amino acids.